AUGAAAGCGCCCCGUGCAAAUGCCCUGGGAGAGGAGGCCAUCAAAGGGGCUCGGCAAGCGGCGGAAAACUUGACGGAGGAGAGGCGGCAGGCGGGAGGCGGAGCGCAGGUCAGCGGUGGCUUGUCCAGCGCUACAGCUACCGGCAGCUCUGGCGAGCAGCGGCGGCAGCAGCGCGGCUGGCCGCUUGGAUUGCGGCCAGCUGGUGCUUCGGUGGCGCUGCAUUCGUGGCUGCUUCCCAGGCGUGGAGGGCAGAAGAAGCUCAAUGCGGUCGGAGCAGGACGUCGACAGUCUGGCGGUGCUGGAUGGUGCUGCUGGCUGUUGCUGCUUGUGGUGCUGGUGGCCGAGCAGCUGGUGCGGCGUGGAUUUCCUGGAGCUGGUUCUCCUUGGUGCGCGCUGGAGCUCGGCGGUGGUGGAGGGCAAAGAGUCACCGUCACCAGGACGUCCGACAUCUGGCGGUGGGUUUGCUGGUGGGUGCUGGUGGCUUUGUGCUGGCUGGUCCGGUGCUGGUGCGGGCUGCCAGGUAGUUUCCGUACUGCUGGUGGUGCCGGUGGUUUCCGUGCUGCUGGUGGAUCCGGUGGUUUCGGACGCGGUGGCAGCAGCUUCAGCAGCGGUAGCAGCUUCCGUAGCGGCGGCGGCGCUGGCAGCGGUGGCUUCAGGUCUUCCGGUAUCAAGAGUGGUGGAUCAUUUGUCAGCCUGCCAACUUUUGGUGGCGACAACACCGUCGACAUCAACAACUUCGCCAACAUCGAUGCCAGCGCCUUCGGUUUCGACAACUUCGGCAACCUCUACAUCAACGUCGAGGCUUUUGACUUCAACGGAUGGAGGAACACCGCGCACUCCGCCGCUCCCCGUGAGGCCCUGAACGCCGCCCAGACCGAGCAGAUCGUCAUCGGACGUAGAUUCCGUAACGGCUACGCCCGUCAGACGGAGACCAGCGGCGCCUCCAGGGAGGGAAGCGGAAGCGGAACCUCCGGCAUCGAGUUGUCUGCCACCCGCACCGCCAGCCAGGACGCCACCCAGCAGUUCACGCAGACGGCUAGCGGAGACGGCAGCACCGAGCAGGGAGCCGGAUACGGAUUCGAGAAGAACAACAACGGAGCGAUCCGCUUCGUUCCCGUCGCCGUGGAUUCCCUGCCGGUCCACUCCGGACCCCGCAAUCAGCUGCCAGCCAGCGCCCGCCGUGUUUAAACAUGGAUGCCUAAACGACACCCUCGUAGCUGAUCCACGGUACUCCACAGCUCCGUGCAGCAGCUGCGGCGUGUAUUUCAACGAGCAAACAGCUUAGACUGAACCGUACAUAAACGAGGGCACCAUAUUAUUUUCGGUUUAGGGCGAAGUACCUCUUUUUAGAGAAAUUUAGGCUCAAAAUCCCGAAAUUGUUAUGAGAACCUUAAAGUAAGAUUUUAACCGGGCUAAGCGAACGCCCGAGUAUAUUACGAACAACUGACGAACUUUCAACUACUCGUGUUAAGCAAUUGUGACCAUGAGAGACCAUCAUAUUGUAAAUACUAACUUUUGUAGUAAUAAAUAUUUGAAAUUGCAUUAAAAA
This is a messenger RNA of Priapulus caudatus, 1549 nucleotides long. RefSeq lists its product as uncharacterized. The transcript has 3 exons. The record is from RefSeq and is a predicted model, not a curated record. Lineage: Eukaryota; Metazoa; Priapulida; Priapulimorpha; Priapulimorphida; Priapulidae. Bases 1 to 1188 code for a protein of 395 amino acids.